AAUGAGUGGGGCAGAGAGAGCAGAACCAAUGAUGGAAAAGACAUGCAUCAUCCUGCGGAAAUACCUUAACAAAGUGCCUGCUGCAGCGAUGUCUGAGAUCAAACAGGAAUGGCCAUUUCUCUUCUCUCAGAAAUGCCUAUUCUCACACUUAGACCUCCUGAUGGACGUUGAUGUCCUUCAGAAGCUACAGGAGGAAAUUAGUCGAAGAGGACAGACCAUCCUGGAUUACCGUGCAACACUGGACAACCCCAAGAUCCGUGAUGUUCUGGCCUGCUAUGAUCCAGACUCUGACAAGGCUGCCUGCAUCCUGCUGCUCCUAAUGUUGUACUUCAAAGAGCCGAAAGAGAGUUUGAUGCUUGAAGUUCAUCCAUGUGCCACUGCUGUGGACGUCAAUACUGCAGAACUCCCCGGAACCCCGUGCUUGAUCAUUCAAGGUGACAUGAUGAAGCCCUCUGGAUGGCUUAUAUCCAUCGAGGGACAUGUCGUGAUGGGCCCACACCCUUUAUUUUUACAUGGAGUAGCUGCUUUCUUCAGCAGCUAUUACGUAUUCAACCUUGAGUAUCCUACCGCUGGAUCUUCGACACUGGAGUUCAUUCAAAGGUGCUUCCUGGGCAUCAAUCCUGAAAGAGGCUCAAAGACCAAGAAGCGGACAACAAUGAACCCUCAUGUGAGCACCCUUUUUUUGCAGCGGUAGUUGUCAG
Molecule: messenger RNA, 701 nt
Organism: Carassius auratus (goldfish)
Lineage: Eukaryota; Metazoa; Chordata; Actinopteri; Cypriniformes; Cyprinidae
Exons: 4
Coding region: 2-694 (230 amino acids)
Source: RefSeq, a predicted model, not a curated record